UUUUCAAGAUGGAGCCGAUUUUCAGGAAGAGAAACCGAGAACUCAUGUUAAUGGAAAUUGAACAAGAUAAGAGAUUGGUGGAGGCGUCAAGAUCGGGAGAUAUAGAUCUAGUUAAAACGCUGCUAAAGACAGGAGCCUCCCCCGAUGCCACUGAGUACAACAAGAGUUUGUUUUACGAUUCUAAAAAUUACCUAACACCACUGAUGACGGCUGCUUCUCAGGGUCACACAGAUGUUGUCAGGUGGCUGAUAGAGAAUGGAGCCAGUGUAAAUGCUAGUGACCGGUUUGAUGUGAGUGCUUUACACAUGGCAGCAGAUGAAGGUCAUGUGGACUGUGUUGCCUUACUCCUAGAGAAUGAUGCUAUGUGCAAUAAUGGAACUAAAUACUCAAAACAUGGAUCAUACACUGCAUUUCCACACCCAGGAGGCACAACCCCUCUACAUCUAGCAGCUAGUGCAAACAACAUUGAGUGUGUGACUAUGCUGAUAUGGCAUGGAGCUGACUACAAUGCAGUAGAUGAAUAUGGAAGAACAAGUUUAUACAUAGCUGCCCAGAAAACCUUUGAAGAGUGUGUGCAUGCUCAUCUAAAUAAUGCAAUCUGGAAGGACAUUUUGUCACUGCCUGCUAAAGAUACAGGAGAUACACCCCUUCAUGAAUGUGUGAAGAAUGGAAUGUUGUCUUGUAUCCAGGCUCUUCUUCGUAAGGGUUCAGAUGUCAAUCACAAGAAUUUACAGGGAUUCAGUCCGUUACAUAUUGCUGUCCGAGCGGGGGAGAAAUUCUCCAUAGAGAUCUUACGAGAACUAGUCACUAAGGGCUACAACACAGAUGUCAAUAUACCUGAGUCACUUGGGUUCACUCCCCUUCAUUAUGUUUGUUUUCAUGAAAACAAUAUGCAAGAGAGGAGACCAGAGGCAGCAGCUUUACUGAUUUCAUAUGGUGCUAACUUUAAUGUGCGCAAUAGAAAUAAUGACAGUUUACUACAGUAUGAACUGCGAAGUAAAAAUCGUGACAUGACCAUUCUUUUUGCCAUUGCCAAAAGUGUGGCUUACCUACCUACCAUUGAAUCUUUAUGUAUAUUCCCCCCACAUUCCCAGUUAAUCCCCACAGACUACAGUGCUAUAAAUAGAAAUAUGGUGAAGCUGAUCAAGAACGACAUUCAGUAUUAUAAGAUCAUGUGGUACAAGGAGCUGACGCGUGACCCCCGACCCCUACAACAUUACUGUCGCUGUGUGGUCAGGAAAGCCAUGGGGGUGCAGAGGCUCGGACAGAUUGAAACACUGCCCCUCCCCUCCACCCUGAAGGAAUAUCUUCACCUACAAAUGGAGGAGUUUUCAGUGACAAUUCCAGAGGUGUCUGACCACACAUGAUAGAGUGAUAUAUAGACAUGGUUUGUAAGACUCUAUCUAGUGCUGUUUUUUAUUUAGUUUUUAAAGAUCUUCAGUGUAAGACUAGAGGUGGUUUGUGUGUUGUUCUAGUUUGUGAAGAUCUGUGAGUGAUUUAUUGUAAAGGUGGAAAUUUCCACAUGUUGUUAUUAAAGCUGAACACUUCUCAUAAAUAGGCACUGUCAGGCGGGUAUACAAACCGUUUGAUUUCGUUACACUCGAUUACACACUCGAAACUCGUGGCCGACAUGUAGUACAAUGUACUCCUUUCGUGGUCUUAGAUUUUUCCCUUUAAUGUCUUGUUUUUAUGUGCAUUUUCUGUUUGUAAGUAAUUUAUUGACCUGUAUUUUUCAUGAUACUUUUGUCCUGUUCUGGAAAAAUAGGUUAAAUUUGAUUAUUUCAUCGCAACCGAGUAGCGCGGCUGUGUAAGAUGUACGUCUACACUCAUCGGAUCUCUACAGCAAAAUAAAUUGAACUGAUAAGCUAUCUGCUCCAGUGCUCCUUAUAUAUGGGUUGUAGGGAGAGCGUUGAAGAACGGGAAAUAUGGCGGACUAUGCCAUUUAAUGAGUAGUGUUCAGCUUUAAAAUAAAUCUGUAAUACAGGUCCAAUUCAUGAUUUAGAUGAAUGCAUUGUACAUUUAAAUAGAGUGCUAAAUUCACAGUGACAAGUGUUAUAGAUUGAAAGACUCUAAAGGUUGUUUUUCUUAUAUAUAUAUUAACAGAUUUGUUACAAUGUAUAAUAAUUGUAUAUAUUAGUGAGCUAGAAUACAUAAGUGCAAUAAUUGUCUCGAGUUUGUCCUUAAAAGUAUUCUUUUUAAUUAAAAUAAUUAUAUCAUAUAUAAUGUUGAAUGUGACAAGGAUAAGUAGGUGGGUUUUUUUUUCUGAGGAAUCAUUUUAAUCGUGGAGAUCAGUAAGGGGCAAUGGCAACCAAAAUUUUAUUGCUUUGUGGGGACAUAAUUUGGUAAAUAAUUUGUAAACACAGAGGAUUCAAGGGUUGACUCAUUUAACAAUCAAGGGUGGCUCUUAGAAUCUACAAAUAUUAGUCCCUCAAGAAAAACGAUUCCACAGCAAUGAGAAAAAAAGAGUCCAUUCCAUCUGAUGAAUUCAUCUGGAGAUUCUCCUUUCAGAUGCCUCACAGAGUUAUUUUGAUAUAACUUCAGCAGUCCUUUUUGAUUACAUCUUUCCUUUGAUAUUAUCACCUUGAACAUUUUUAAACUGUUGGAUAAAAAUAGGAAGAAAUAUAUGAUUUUUCUGUGUGCAAGAACACUUGGAUGUUCCAAAGAAAUAAAAGUUUGAUAAAGUCCCUAGAUAUUCUGUGUGAAAGUCUGAUAUUCCUCAUAAAAGAAACAUUUCAAUGAUCAUUUCACCACUUACAUAUUCCUUUUAAUAAGACAUCUCUUAAUUGAGAGGAUCUGAAGUGUGUCCUAUGGUUACACAUGUACAAGUUCAUUGUGAUAUUGUUUUGUCUACCCAGUACCUGAUCUAUAUAGGAAUGUUUUCUUCCAAUGUUUGAGAAAAUGACUUGAGAAGAUAUCAGUCUACUUGAUCAUUUUUGAUGAAUGUAACAGUAAAGAUUUGAAGUUUAUGUUAAAUUGAACUGUGUAUUGAAAUUAUUUAUAGAAAUAAAAGUUUAUAGAUCUG
Molecule: messenger RNA, 3022 nt
Organism: Saccostrea cuccullata (small rock oyster)
Lineage: Eukaryota; Metazoa; Mollusca; Bivalvia; Ostreida; Ostreidae
Product: poly [ADP-ribose] polymerase tankyrase-1-like
Exons: 5
Coding region: 9-1367 (452 amino acids)
Biological process (GO): protein localization to T-tubule; regulation of cardiac muscle contraction; intracellular signal transduction
Cellular component (GO): T-tubule
Molecular function (GO): protein binding
Source: RefSeq, a predicted model, not a curated record